UACUGCAAAUGGAGUUAAUUAAAAAAACAUAUAUUUUUUUCAGCUCCCUUGCCACAAAUUCACAGUUUUUACUCGUGAGCUUGUUGUUUUCUAAUUUAAACUCACAAGAGGGCGGUGUUAAUCUAAUUCUUAAUUCCAAAACCAUCACCGUCACCGUCGCACAAACGCAUCCAACAACGCGAGGAAAAGUUUUUCUUUUCGGUAAAACUAAUUGCAGUCGUCGAUAAACAGUGCACGUCCUGCACAGGCUUCCAGACAUACAACGAACACAUGCGGUCACGGUCACCUGCUCCGCAGAAAAACACCUUUGUUUAAUGAGUUUAUUGCGCCGCAUUGUUGCUUCAAAGAAGUUUCCGCGUUCUUUUGCGGAUCCGGUGAUCGCGGACGAAGACUGGUCUACGGCGCCGCAACGGCGCGCGCCGCUCCAAACCUUCCGCGGGCACGUCGCACUUUACUUGAUUAAACGCCGUAAUUGAUCCGCGUCGACGUUUACGCACGUCCACGGCGCGUGACCCGCCUUCAGCCCGAAAAUGUGCGAGGGACGAAAAGGUCUGAAAACAGCGCUUCAGCUGGUGUGUCAGCUUCUCUGGGUGCUGGGCAUACUGGUGGGCCUGAGCGGGGUCUACCUGCUCAUGACGUACAAACACAGCAGGUUAUUCUUCUCUGAUUCCUACAUCACUCUGUCGUGUAGUCUUGCACUUGCCAGCGCUGCGUUGCUGUUGGUGAGUGGGAGCUUUGGCUCCUGCCUGAGCUUCAAGGAUUCCACCUUCAUGCAGGGACUGUUUGUUUACCUUCUAUUCAUGGUCUUCUGUCUGGAAAGUACAUCUUCUGCGUUGGCCUAUUACCGUACCACAGAGCUGGACGCAGAGAUGGCUCCCCUCCCUGGAGUCUUUCUGAAUUACACUGGCAGCAGCCAGGACCCAAACUCUCGAGCUGUGGAUUCCGCACAAGAGAAGUUUCAGUGCUGCGGAGUCCAUGGCUACAGAGACUGGCUAGAAACCACGUGGUUUAAGGAUGCCGGAGGCCUGCAGGUGCCUCUCAGCUGCUGCAACACUACUUUCCCCUCCUGCAAUGGCACCGUGCACCAGCCAUGGCAGCUCUACACAGAGGGUUGUCAGAAGAAGCUGGAGAUGUCUGUACAUUUUGCUCUGAUGUUAAUCAUUUGGGGACUUCCACUGGUUCUUCUGGUGGAGGUUACUUUGGUUCUUAUUGUGAUACAGCUGAUGAGGAAUCCAUCCUAUAUUCACUAUCGAACCCUGACCGUAAAAUAAACAUGCUGUAAUCAAAGGGACAACACUCUACUUUGCACUAGAUACUUUUAACACAAUGAAUACUUUAAUAAAUUACAAAAAACUGUGUAUUACUUGUACCUAGUACACCAUUUAGUCUGCAGUAUGAUUCUCAUGGGAGACAGCUGAUGGUGCUACCUCAUUUGUCUCAAAGUAUUUGGACCUGAUUCAUAACUAUAACCUUAAACAGAUCAUUGUAAUAUUGUGGUUUGUUGUGGGUCUUUACAUUGAGCUGUUCUUUUCUUGGUGUCACAUUAGCACUUUUGUUUGUAUUAAAGUGGGAAGAAAUGAUUUCUGAAAGCUCAACAAACUCCCAUACUCGAGCUGUACACAUGAUCGCACUGCUUUCGACUUAUAAACAUAUUCACCGUCAUCUGAAUGUUUUGAAUACUGCUGUAGAUUGUGGAGUCACUAUGAACGCCCAGUUGCAAAAUAAAGCACAAGACACAUGAAAAUGUUUUUUUUUU
Molecule: messenger RNA, 1756 nt
Organism: Betta splendens (Siamese fighting fish)
Lineage: Eukaryota; Metazoa; Chordata; Actinopteri; Anabantiformes; Osphronemidae
Product: tetraspanin-3-like
Exons: 7
Coding region: 531-1271 (246 amino acids)
Cellular component (GO): membrane
Source: RefSeq, a predicted model, not a curated record